Molecule: messenger RNA, 1804 nt
Organism: Coregonus clupeaformis (lake whitefish)
Lineage: Eukaryota; Metazoa; Chordata; Actinopteri; Salmoniformes; Salmonidae
Product: poly(rC)-binding protein 3-like
Exons: 13
Coding region: 262-1581 (439 amino acids)
Biological process (GO): negative regulation of mRNA splicing, via spliceosome
Cellular component (GO): nucleus; cytoplasm
Molecular function (GO): mRNA binding
Source: RefSeq, a predicted model, not a curated record
AAUAGCAAAGCCAGCCUCACUCCAGCCAGCCGGUCUAAGGGCACAGAGAGCCAUCUGUCCAUUCUCUGUGCAAUAACUGACAACAAAGGGGGUCAAACAUUUAACUAGGACUGUAAAACUAGAGGACUAUUCAUUCUGGAGUGACAAAGAGAGGAAGAGGAACAAAUAUUCAUACUAAAAUAGCAGGUGUGGCAUGGCGGUCAUCUAUUGGUGUAGAGUGUUGUAGGAAGCUGAGUGUCUAGACCGUUGAUAAGUGUGAAUAUGUCUGACAAGGAAGGUGGGGCCUCAGAGGGGGGGCUGAAUGUUACCCUCACUUUACGGCUUCUGAUGCAUGGGAAGGAAGUGGGCAGCAUAAUUGGAAAGAAAGGGGAAACCGUAAAAAAGAUGAGAGAGGAGAGUGGAGCUCGCAUCAACAUUUCGGAGGGAUCUUCUCCAGAGAGGAUUGUUACCAUCACAGGACCAACAGAGGGCAUCUUCAGAGCUUUCUCUAUGAUCGCUGAGAAGUUUGAGGAGGACAUUACAGCUGCAAUGACAAACAGCACUGUAACAAGCCAUCCUCCAGUGACACUCCGCCUUGUGUUCCCAGGGAGUCAGUGUGGCUCCUUGAUAGGCAAAGGAGGCUCCAAGAUCAAGGAGAUCAGAGAGACCACAGGUGCUCAGGUGCAGGUGGCAGGGGACAUGCUGCCAGAAUCCACUGAGAGAGCUGUCACUAUCUCAGGCACUCCUCAGGCCAUCACACAGUGUGUCAGACACAUCUGCUCUGUCAUGCUGGAGUCACCACCCAAAGGAGCAACUAUCCCAUAUCGCCCCAGGACCAUGCCAGGAGCCGGCCAUCCAGUAUUUCAACAACAACAACAACAGCAACAACAUGCUUCACAAGCCUUCACAAUUCAAGGACAGUAUGCUUUUCCACAUCAAGAUUUGACCAAGCUUCACCAGUUGGCUAUGCAGCAUAUCCCCCUCCCUUCCCUUGGGCAAAGCAACCCUACCUUCCCUGGAAUGGAUGCCUCUGUCCCCACAAGUUCUCAGGAGCUGGCAAUACCCAAUGAUUUUAUUGGCAGCAUAAUUGGCAGACAAGGCAGCAAGAUCAAUGAGAUUCGCCAGGUGUCAGGAGCUCACAUUAAGAUAGCCAGUGCCGCGGACGGAUCGCCCAUGCGCCAAGUCACGAUCAUAGGCUCUCCGACCAGCAUCAGUGUGGCACACUACCUCAUCAAUGUCAGCUUAGAGAUGGCUAAAUACACCAUGCAGGCUGCUUCCUCUGCGUCAUCUGUUGACCUCAACAAUAUGAGCUUCUCUCAGUCUGCUCCCACUGUCUCCACACCCACCUCUAUGGCUGUCAUGGCUGCCACCUCCCAAGUCCCUGGAGCCAUUAACAUGCACUCCCCCUCCACCUUACAGUCCAUCACCACCCAGCACUAUGCUGUCCCUGUUUCCAGUCUGCUUGGCAUGAAAACACUCCCUAUGCUGGCUAUGCACCCAGCAGCUGCCUCAGGCCUUCCACAAGGUCUCUCCCCUUACACCACUAAGAUUCCUACUGCUGGCAUGAAAAAACCUGAGCGCCAGAAGUUUGCCCCAUAUUGACAUAUGGGAUAAGAAUUGAAUUCCCCUUCCAAAAACAAAUUUGGGGUCAGUACUGCAUAACACUUAUUCCCUGUUGCAAAGCUUGAUUAAGAUGUAUUGACUGUAUGCAGAGGCCUCAUGCCCACAGGGGGCACAGGGGCAUGUGCUCCCUCAGAUUUGUCCUGUUUAAAAAAUGUUUUGUUGUUGUUUCUCUGUAAUACUACUAGCCACCUAGCAAUUUUAU